Populus euphratica (Euphrates poplar) is the source of this 830-nucleotide messenger RNA. Its product is annotated as pentatricopeptide repeat-containing protein At2g35130-like. NCBI's taxonomy places the organism in Eukaryota, Viridiplantae, Streptophyta, Magnoliopsida, Malpighiales, Salicaceae. The record is from RefSeq and is a predicted model, not a curated record. Gene Ontology annotation, molecular function: protein binding. The transcript is spliced from 2 exons. The coding region runs from base 206 to 766 and encodes 186 amino acids.
UCUGCCAUAAUCUUUCUAAGAUUUCCUAGGAAACAAGAUAAAGUUGUAUGAGAUAUUAUCAGGCUAUCAGCAUUUCAUCCAUUUGCAACACCUUUCCUACUUGGAAGAAGUUCCUCUUGUUUUUCGUAUAUGCUCCUCGUAAUUUUGGCUUAAUGAUUUGGCUGCUCCUAUUUGCUUUUUAGAUGCUCAAGCGGUAUUCAAUGAGAUGAAGCGACUAGGAAUAACCCCUACAAUGAAAUCACACAUGCUACUUCUCUGUGCCUACUCAAGAGCAAGAAAUGUGGAUAAAUGCGAGGAAAUUGUUAACCAGAUGAGCGAAUCUGGGCUUGAACCAGACACGUUUGUCCUCAACAGCAUGAUGCACUUGUAUGGCCGGCUUGGCCAAUUUGGAAAGAUGGAGGAAGUUCUGACUGCAAUGGAAAAGGGACCUUAUGGAGCUGAUAUCAGUACAUACAACAUCUUAAUCAACAUAUAUGGACGAGCAGGAUUUUUCGAGAGAAUGGAAGGUAUUUUCCAAUCACUUCCAACCAAAAAUCUGAAACCUGAUGUUGUGACUUGGACUUCAAGAUUGGGAGCCUACUCUAGAAAGAAACUAUACGCAAGAUGCUUGGAAAUCUUUGAAGAAAUGAUUGAUGCUGGAUGUCACCCUGAUGGAGGAACUGCCAAAGUACUUCUAUCAGCAUGCUCAAGCGAAGAUCAAAUUGAACAGGUUACCACUGUAAUCAGAACAAUGCAUAAGGGCAUGGAGGCUGCUCUUCCUGCAUGAUUAAUGUUCCUUGAUCAGGUCCAUAAAACUCAAAAGAAAAGGAUGGAAUACUAUUAUAGGAAAU